This is a messenger RNA of Phyllopteryx taeniolatus (common seadragon), 1128 nucleotides long. RefSeq lists its product as uncharacterized. The transcript has 5 exons. Bases 214 to 816 code for a protein of 200 amino acids. Lineage: Eukaryota; Metazoa; Chordata; Actinopteri; Syngnathiformes; Syngnathidae. The record is from RefSeq and is a predicted model, not a curated record.
UUCAAACUGCUAGCAAGAUUUUAAUGUAGCCGCACUUCACUCCCCACCCCCAAGCUGACUAAUACACAUACAUGGCAGCACCCCCGAGGCUGCUACAUUGCUAGCAUGACUUAUGUUGGAGUAUUGACAAAUGCAAAAUGUUACCGCUUUGAUGUUGUAUUUUUGGGAUUGUGCAAUCAGUUAAAAAUACGACAGAGCUGAUCAACUAACCCGAUGACAUCGAUGGUUUUCCAAGCCCGGCCAUGCAGCCGUCGGCGUACUCAGUCACUCCUGUCUCUACAGUCUCUGAUUGGCUAUGCUUGUCACAUCUUGACAAGUUUUCAAAUGGCGAUUCCAAGACUGAACCCUUUGUGUCCGCUGCUGGUCAGUAAACGCACCGUCAGUCUGGAGACACCCGGCGUUCACCACCACAACCGACAGAGAACAUUGAUCAUGCAGAGGCGAGAGUAUAACAGGUAUCACCAAGUCUGGCAAAAACCUUUUUACGGAACCAGUGUUGAGAAAGAAGAGUACAGGAGGGACUUGUGCGAGCAGCUCAAGAAGCAAAUGGAGGAGAAAAGCGUCCCACUGAAGCUGCGCUUGGCCAGCAGGGCGAAGGAAGCCGAGUAUCUGCGCCAGGUGGACCGCCUCGCCCUGUCCGCUCAACGAGAGCAAAAGCAGCGACACGACAAGGCGAUGGCAACGUACAGAGACGCCAACAAGAGGCUGAUGGAGCAGAGGUGGCGAGACAGCACACUGAUGCGCUGCCAGGAGGUCCUGAGGGAGAAGGAGAUGCUGCGCCUCAACCCCAUCAACUGGACUGGGACACUCAAAUAGGCCGCUAUGAUAUAUGAGGAGAAAAAAAUGGAGGCAAGGAUAUUGAAGCGCGGUGCUCAUGUUCAAAGCGCUUUAAUGUUAGAGUGGCCUGCAUUAAUAACAAAUACUUUUUAGGAAUAAAACAUCUCAUUUUUGUGAAACACUCAUGCCUGCUAAACUACUGCAUUUGAAUGUUGCUCAUUAUGGUGCUUCUUUGGUGUCAAAGUUUGAGAACCACUGCUCUAAUUGAUAGUUAUGUGGUCAGUCGUCGCCAAUAUUUUCAGAGCUGUAAAUAUGCUCGUCACGAAAACGUUUGAGAAAUGGACUGUUGGA